This is a messenger RNA of Onychostoma macrolepis, 3450 nucleotides long. It is a transcript of the gene ccdc69, whose product is annotated as coiled-coil domain containing 69. Gene Ontology annotation, cellular component: nucleus; cytoplasm. The record is from RefSeq and is a predicted model, not a curated record. The coding region runs from base 21 to 947 and encodes 308 amino acids. NCBI's taxonomy places the organism in Eukaryota, Metazoa, Chordata, Actinopteri, Cypriniformes, Cyprinidae. The transcript is spliced from 9 exons. Gene Ontology annotation, molecular function: microtubule binding.
CAGAGGCAGAGCAGAGGAGCAUGGGUUGUCACAACAGCAAAGUUUGUGGUCGGGUCUCCCGGAAAAAGAAAAAAAAUAAAGCACAAGGAGCUGAGAAGCACAUAAAGGACAUCAAACUUGAAGAUGGAAGUGGUACACGCUCAUCUGAGGAGAAUCUGUUGGGGACUUAUGAGUGUCAGCUAAAGAUACUACAUGUGGUUUUGGCGGCUUCAGGAGACCAGGAGAGAGACCAGCUCCUCAAGGACCAUCCUGGAGACAUCUGCACUUUAGUCCACAGCAUUAUAGAGAAGGUAAAGACCGAGAUAACCGCUGAUCUAGAUGAUCUUCAUGAAAAACAGAUGAGGAGCACCUUAGAGCAGCAUCAGAGCGCAACACAAGAGCUACAGCAAUUACACAAUGAAGAGAAGAAUGUUUUAAAUGAGUCUCAUGCAGCAGCUGAGAAUGCGCUGAAGGAUCAGAUUGAAGGGCUGACAUCAGAGCUGAAGCUGUUCAACGAGUUAAAGCGCAGAGCGGAGGAGUCCAUGCUCAAGAGAGACCUUCAGAGAAAUAUUGAGACUCAUGGCAGCCCUGGUGCGUUCUGGGAGCAGGAGCAGGAGAGUCUGUUAUUUGUCAUCGAAAUGAAGCGUGAGCGUUUACAGGACCAGGGGAACAAGCUGCUGCAGAUGGAAACACUGGUGGAGAAGAAUCUGUCGCUGGAGGAUCAGCUUCUGCAGGCUCUCCAGCAGAGCGAGGACUACAGUGUGCGGAUAGACAACUACCAAAGCCUCAUACAACAACUGUCGAAGGAGCAGAAAGAGCUGCAGGAGGCGCUAGAGAAGCAGUCUGUGCAGAACCAGAAGCUCAGCCAGGAGAAAGAGGAGCUGCUCUUUAAACUCAUACACCGCAGAGACUCAUGCUCCUCCUUCCACCUUCCUUCUGUUAUACCCACACAAGCGUCUCCCAGCUGACUGCAAGCAUCCACCCUCAUCACUGUAUCCUGCCUGGCCUCGGUGCCUUCGCAGCGGGUUUUUUUUUUUUUUAAUGCCAGUUUAUUAUGGAGUGCUGUGAACAUGCAGUGGUGAUAUGGACUUACACACUGCAUUUAUCAUUUUAACUGGCCAAACAAAUAUUUUUGUACAUUUUGUUUGAAGAGACGUUUCUUAUUAGAAAUUUUUGGUUGCUUUUUAAAAUAGCUGUGGAUCUAUGCAGUAGUAGUUACUCAUGUUAACUCUUUUUGUUAUCGUACAAGGUGUAGUAGCAGUUCUUGCCAAUUUUUGAUAUUGGUUGUAUUAUCAUUUUUAUUUCUUUCCAGGAAACAGCAGGUAUUGUUAGCAAAAAAAAAAAAAAAAAAAAAGUUAUAUUUUUGCCUUAAGACAUUGGAGCCAGAGCACUUGGAUGUGUAGCAUGAAUAUCUGGGAUCUUUUCAGAUGCACUUGCACUUUUAUCAGCGUUUUAUUUGUUGGAGAGAUAAUGGGCUUUUGGUGUUUACCAAUAUGCUUUCACCUUACACUUUGCACACCGUAUUUCCACUUUUUAAUCCUUCUGCUUUUCAGUGGUAGGUAAAGUACUGGGGUCCUAUUAGAUAAAAUUUUGUAAUUUUAGCUCAGGCAAACACAGUGUUGGCUCAAACAGCACACAUGUAUUUCAAGAAGAGACUAGCCAUCUUCUGUUUUGUCACUCUGGCAAAUCCAAACUUUAAAAUAAUAAUCUGAAAAUUCUGAACAAUGCCAGUAUGCUGCUUAAAGUUAUUGGAUAGGAAUAGUUCGCACAGAAGUUAAGAGAAAUGUAGAGAAAUUUUAGCAUUGCAUCACUUGCUCACCAGUGGAUCCUCUGCAGUGAAUGGGUGCCGUCAGAUUAAGAGUCCAAACAGCUGAUAAAAACAUCACAAUAAUCCACACCACUCCAGUCCAUCAGUUAACAUCUUGUGAAAUUAAAAUCUGUGUGUUUAAAAUAAACAAAAAUCCAUCAUUAAUGCAUUUUAACUUUAAACUUAAGAGGAAACGCUUAUGCAUUAUCAACUUAUAUUUUGGCUGAAAGCAACAGUUUAUUGUUGUGGUGUUUUUAUCAGCUGUUUGGACUCUCAUUCUGACGGCAUCCAUACACUGCAGAGGAUUCAUUGGUGAGCAAGUGAUGUAAAGCUAAAUCUGUUCUCAUGACGAAAUCUACAUAAUUUACAUCUUGGAUGACCUGAGGCCCGAGUACAUUUUCAGCAAAUUUUCAUUUUUGGGUUUCAUUUUCUUCUAAUUGCAGUUAUUUGAUUUUCCGUUUUUAAAAGCAUGAGUGGUAAAUAUGUUGCCUUUGUGCCCAUAUUUUUUAAUCUCCCCUUUUUAAGCUAUUGUGAAUUAUUGUAAAUGUUCUGCCAUAUAUGUUUACUUCUGAAUCAGUGCCUUUGGUUUAAGGUGUUUCCUGGAAAAAUCAAGCAAUAAAUGCUAUAGCAGAGGGACUGUAAGUGAAAUUCUGUACAGUUAUUCCAGAACAAAAUUGUUCAACCAAAGAGCUGCUUUGGGAAAAUCCCACACAAAUUACUCCAGAAAUGACAACAUAAGUAUCCAGCAGGGUAAUGUUUGAUUAGAGUGGUGGUCAUGGGAGAUCACAUGUUUUUCCAUUUUACAGUCUUGUUUUUACUACAGCAAAUGAAUAUUAGGCUUUCAAGAUUAAUGAAAUGAAUGCAAUUCAAACAUCCCAAAAGAUUUUGCACAGAUUUUGACCCUAGGGGGCGCAAGGAAUCUAGAUUAAAACAGGCGUGAGAAUUGUUGUUGUUGCUCUGACAAGUUUGGGUGUUUCACUUUGGCUUGUCAAUAUGAUUUGAAUAACAGCUGCAUGCAAGUCAUUCUUCAUUCAGCAAUUCUUUAAAAAUAUUGGUUUACUAUUAUGUCAGUGUGCCUGGUCCAGACUGAAGCCAUUUAAAUAGCUAAAUUAUUGUAUUAAAGUAUUGUUUUUUUAACAUUUCCCUUUGCUUUUUGGCCUAUAACUGACUUUGCCUCUCAUGUAUAAGGUCACUCACCCCACAACUUUCACUGUUGCAUGUAAUGAGACACUGAUUGGUGGGUGUCUCUCAUGACAAAUAAGAGCAUAAAGCCUGUCUGAUUGACAGACUGAGACGUUUGCCCCGUGGUGCCCCCCUAUUAGACUACACAGCACUUAACGUGGAGAAGACCACAGCUCUUUUUGCCGCUUGAGCGGAUGUUAGGUUCACUGCUUCCCUGACUGUUUGACAUGUUUGGACAAUACCUGCCUAGCCACUAAGAUAAGCACAGGUCAGCCCCCUGUCGUGAUGUCAGGAGGUUCCCAGAGCAUUUAACAGCCACCUGGAGAAUCUCAAGUGUUUUCAGCCCAAGUCAACAUCCGACUCAAGUCAGGGUGUCAAUAAAACAACUUUUUCCAUUCAAUCAUUGUAAAGCAACUCUAGUAAGCAUUUUUAUAUAUUUGCAGCAAAAUGACUUGGGUAGCCUAUUUAUUUUAAUAAUGCUA